UACUAUGGAGAAUUCCAUAUGAAUGUCAAAGACCUGGACCCUAUCGAGGGAUUUUACUUAUUAAUAUCGUACAUCAAGGAAGAUGAAACUAAUAUCACCAAGUCAAUGGUUGAAAAUGGAUGCAGACAACUCGAAUUGAUGGGGGAUAUUGGAAUUCAGCAUCACGAUAUUGCAAAGAGAAACUGCAAAGUUGCCAAUGGCAAUAUUGUAUUCUUGGACUUCUCUCAUGCUAAGAACCAGGAGCCCAAGUACAAUAACUCUGACGAUAUUCAUGAUCUUUAAUACAUUUAUGAGUACAACAGACUCGAAGAAAGCGAUGAUGAUAAUUAUUCCACAGUUGCAUCAGCUCCAUUCUCAGAGGUGCAAUUCCCAAGCACCGAUUGAACAGAGCCUACGAAACCUGAUACAAAAUAAUUUAUAUUUGGUUUAAUAAUAUAUGAAUGUUUAUCUUUGGAAUAUAUGUAGUAUCUUCAAAUGUU
This is a messenger RNA of Hyphopichia burtonii NRRL Y-1933, 479 nucleotides long. RefSeq lists its product as uncharacterized. NCBI's taxonomy places the organism in Eukaryota, Fungi, Ascomycota, Pichiomycetes, Serinales, Debaryomycetaceae. The transcript has a single exon. The record is from RefSeq and is a predicted model, not a curated record. The coding region runs from base 19 to 282 and encodes 87 amino acids.